This is a messenger RNA of Panicum virgatum (switchgrass), 1813 nucleotides long. RefSeq names its product serine/arginine repetitive matrix protein 1-like. Bases 1 to 930 code for a protein of 309 amino acids. Lineage: Eukaryota; Viridiplantae; Streptophyta; Magnoliopsida; Poales; Poaceae. The record is from RefSeq and is a predicted model, not a curated record. The transcript has 5 exons.
AUGGCUGUGGCCAUCGACUUUGUACACCAUAACAUCGAACCUCUGAAGGACAGGGUGCACCCGGCCUUCUAUUAUCAUGGUCUGGAUGACCCAACUCGGGAGACUACUGAAGAUAUACCCCCUGACGAAGACAUCAGCCGCAUUAGGACCUUCUUUGCAGGCCCUGUUACUAACAUAGGAGCCCCCAGGUCCUUCUCCAUCUAUAAUCCUCCUCCUGAGUCUGCAGCCAAUAAGCCAAAGCGUAGGACUCGCAGGGCUACGGCUAAACGAUCCCUCUCCAAAGCAAUUGCCGAACAAGAUACAAGAGAGAAGAAUCCGAAAAAGCCAAGGCACGAAUACAGGGCACCUCCCACAUCCGACACAUCAUCCGAAUCGGGGAACCCGAAAUUAGAGAGACGGGAAAACCCGAAGGAAUCAGAGAGUGUCGGGGGGAGAGUUCCAACACCACCUCCAUCGCCGCGUCCAUCAUCUGCUCAGGAGCAUGCCGAGGCAGACACCCAAGUCACGGCGAGCGGCUCGAAACCAGUCGAGGCGCCCAAGCCGAAACCAGUGCCAGGCCAACGCAGGCAGUUUGCCAAGAAGGUGACCGACAUCAAUACUGACACUGCCCAGAGUAGCAAACCUUCAGAAGAGUCAGGCGACAGAGGACAACAGUCGGAACAGAGUGCCAGAUCUCAUGCCGAAAUAGCUGACAAAGAAACAGAACCUGUGACACAUACAGAUGAUGCAGUGCUGCCGGAGACCGAAGCCCUUCAGGAUGACUCUAUUACCACUGAUGACGUUGCCACAGCAAAGAUGAUGGUCACCGGGGGUGGUGAGGCUUCUACUAGCACUGCCAAUCUGAACAGGUGUGAGGGCCUCGCUGAUAAGAGCGACUCUGGUCACGUCUUCCCCGACUCUGAUUCAGCAGUGUUAGAGAUACAUAUCUAAACAUAGCAUCUUGCAUAAUUACCAGUACUGGUUCCAAUGUAAUGUUGUAUUGAAUGUCAGGAUGCCUUGAAAAAGCUGGAUGAAUAUCGGGGCGUAUUGGAGAUAUGCCACAAGAAGUACCCCGACUUCCUAGCCAUGGAGAGGAAGAUCCUCGCACUUGAAGAAGAAAACAGAAAACUCAAAUCAGAAAACAACGUGCUGACUAGAGAUAAACUCCAACUGGACAGCUCAUUCAAUAAUUGAAGCAUACUCACGAGGUAAUUUCCAAGGACCUCCAAUAUUCAUACCAAAUGCUCACCAAAGCCUGUAACCUCAACACGACGCUACAGGCCCGGAAGAAGAAAGAUAAAGAGCAAAUCCAACGGCUAGAAGAGGCGUGGAAGAAAACCCAAGAGUCUGAGAAGACCAAAUCCAAGGAGCUGUCCAAGCUUGAAAAGGAGCACUCGAAAUUGUAGAAAGAUCGCGACCGUGAUAUGGAGCGACUUGGCAAAGUGCUUGCAGAGAACAAGGCAAUUUUAGCAGAAAGCCAAGCACUGCUAGACCUUGUAGCUCCAGAAGAAGCGCCCAGGUCGGUCCGAGAAUGGCUUCGCGAUGCAACAACCACAGCACUCCAGUUCUUGAAGAACGCACUCAAGAAGUCAACGGCCGACCUGCUAGCAGUAGCCAAAUUAUAUCAUCCUUCAUUAGAUAAUGAUGUAAUAGCGUCCGGCCCUCCUCCAGAUGUUGAGGAGGAAUAAUAUUACCGGCUUAUGGCCGAAGCUGACUCGACCGCGGCCAAAUUAGCCGACGAAUUCGAGUUUUAAACAGUCAAUGACUUGUAUAUGUGAUGUGAACAGUAUAUUUAUGCUAGCUGAUGUAUAAAAUAUCAACUUUAUUGAAUGCA